Molecule: messenger RNA, 2083 nt
Organism: Marchantia polymorpha subsp. ruderalis
Lineage: Eukaryota; Viridiplantae; Streptophyta; Marchantiopsida; Marchantiales; Marchantiaceae
Source: the annotation of a GenBank genome assembly
UUACGACCAACUUAUGGGACGUCAGGCCUCAAGGCCAGGUCGUAAGUAACAUAGUAGGCCAUGCCGCCUUCUGACUUCCGGUCCGAGGCAGUUAAAUGAUAUCGAUACAAGCUCGUCAGUCAGUAUCACAAUACUUUGAGAGGUCGUCCACAGGAUUCCAGAAGAGGACAUUUCACGAUGGACAGCGUGAGGAAAAAUCUGGUUGCAGCUUUUGGAAGCUCAAUCAGCACAUUGUCACGAGCUCUGUCAGAAGAAGAUAUUGAAGGUUCCGGAAGUUCUUAUCGAAUUGUCUUGCCAUGGCUUGUACUGCUUGCGACAAUUUUCACUCUUGCUCUUAGCUCAGGAUGGAUCCGCAAACUUGCGGUAGCAGUGCUCGACAUAGGGGCGAAACGGAGGGAGAAGUCAAAAGAAGUUCCUCCAGGUAGUCUGGGCCUGCCGAUGGUUGGAGAUUCUUUGAGGUAUGUGAACGCAUAUUACAACAUGACCAUCAAGAGCUACGUGGACGAAAAAAUUCGCAAGUAUGGGCCGGUUUUCAAAGUGUCGUUGAUGGGUAAACCCAUGGUUUUCUUAGAUGCACCAGCUGGCACCAAGUUCCUGUUGAGCUAUAACGACGUGAAGUGGUCGAAAGGGUGGUGGCCGAAGCAUGUUGCACGGUUAAUGGGGAAGAAUGCUCUAAGUGCGCAAUAUGGCGAUGAGCACCUUGUGCACAGAAAUCUUGUGAUGAAGAAUUUUCUAGGCAUUGAUGUCGUGCACCAGUACAUCUCGACGAUGGAGAAGAAAGUGGUGGAACAUAUCGAUAAGUAUUGGUUGGCGCUCGAAGAUGGAUCCGAAGUGAAAGCAUUCAAGCUCUUGAACGUGUUUUCGUUCUCACUUAUCACGCAGCUGAUACUGGGAAUUUCCAAUGAGAAGGACAUUAUAGAAUUCAAUGAAGUUUUCCACGAAAUGUCUGCAGGUCUUAUGGGCCUUCCGGUGAAUCUACCAGGAUUUCAAUUCCGGCGCUCUCUCAGAGCGAAGAAGCUAAUCGAUCAGAUGCUGACCGUUCACAUCGAGAAGAGGAGACAGGAUCUGAAAGCUGGACGGGCUUCACCCACCCAAGAUCUCCUAUCGGUGUUGCUUUCUACGCCUAACAGUGAAGGCCAUUUCUUGACCAACGUCGAGCUCUGUGACAGCUUGCUGCAGCUGACCUUCGGAGGCCACGACACCACCGCAGCCAUGCUCACUCUCUCCCUCCGACUUAUCAAAGAGGAUCCUGCUGUCUACGAGGAGCUCAAACAAGAACAUGCAACUAUUGCUGCCAGCAAAAAACCUGGUGAGCUUUUAACGAAAGAAGAUCUGUGGGGCAUGAAAUAUACGUGGAGGGUUAUGCAAGAGGUCAUGCGGCUCUAUCCGGCCAUGCUGGUGAUAUUUCGCGAAGCCAGGAUAACCUUCGAGCACCACGGUUACACUAUUCCCCAAGGAUGGAAGCUGUGUAUCACAAGUGCGAAUUCCAGUUGGGAUCCCAAGUUCUGCGAGGAUCCAGAAAAAUUCAGACCGUCCAGAUUUGACGAAGACAAGGAAAAGAUGCCACCAUGGAUCCACUUUCCGUUCGGAGCAGGUCAUCGCAUGUGUCCAGGAAAGGAUUUUGCCAAAGUCGAGCUGCUUAUAUUUUUGCACCAUUUUCUCCGGAAGAUUGAUUGGACGGUGCUUGUUCCAAAUGAAAAAGUUGAGUACAAAAUGCUGCCGAAUCCUGUUAAUGCAACCCCGAUCAAGAUAACUAAAAUCAGAAUCCACUAGAGAUCCCCUGCGUGCGUGAAUGACGAAGCAGAGAAAUCCUUUUUCUGUCAUGGAUGAUCUCUGUCAACCCUGCUAUUGUAUUGUCUAUAUUUACAGGACCUAGAAUAAAUCAACUUUGUUGAGUGGGGGAUUGACACUUCUUGGUUGCAAACUCAAGCUGGUCACGAUUUCUUCCGUCAGAAUUGUAAUUUGUGACUUGUCGUGAAGAUGAUGCAUUCACAUAUCGUUAGAUUGCGCCUCUGCAAGCUGCGAUCUGUCCACAUUCACUGUUUUUAGUCAACCAUCGCAAUUUAGACCUUCCGUCAUUGCU